GAGCUUACCAGCUUGAGUCAAACCGCCGCUUCCUCGAGGGCAGUGAACAGAGAGAGCGCGAACUUCAUCUCUCUCCCUCAAAAUCAUUUAACAAUUUGAGCUUAUCGUCGCCAACCAGUGCGUGCAGUUUCUUAGACUCAAAUCCCGGAGCUCGAAUUUUCAUUUGUACCCUGAUAAUGGUAGCUUCAAUGGAGCUUUUGUGCUGUUUCCUAAAAGAGCGAGCUUUAAUUGCAAGAAAUUUUCUGUAUCCUGCUCUUCUUCACUUCUCCUGACCCACUGUUAGUUAAGGCUGCAAGAGGGGAACCUAUAAGUCAGCCUCCAGCAUGGAUGAUGUGCCAAGCAGGAAGUUAUAUGGCUGUCUACAGAAAGCUUGCAGAGAAGUACCCAUCCUUUGGAGAAAGGUCAGAGACAACUGAUCUUAUUGUGAAAACUUCUUUGCAGCCCUGGGAAGCCUUCCAUCCAAAUGCAGCAAUAACUUUUUCGGACAUACUUACACCGCUUACUGCUUUUGGUGUUCCAUUUGAUAUUGAACAAGUGAGAGGCCCUGUCAUUCAGAAACCUAGUUUUUCAGAGGAGUGCUUGAAGGUAUUGCAUCCAAUUGACCUGGAGAAACUUCAUUUUGUUGGGGAAUCCCUUAAGAUUUUGGGGCAAGAGGUUGAGGGUCGAGCUGCGGUUCUGGGAUUUCUUGGAGCACCUUGGACAAUUGCCACAUAUAUAGUUGAAGGGGGAACCACUAGAACGUAUAAAAUCAUAAAGAUUAUGUGCCAUACAGAACCACAUAUAUUAAGAGCUCUUCCCUCACAUUUAACUGAGGCCAUUUCAGACUACAUCAUUUUUCAAGUGGAGUCUGGGGCUCAUUGCAUACAAAUAUUUGAUUCGUGGGGUGGACAACUACCACCUGGAUAUGUGGGAGUGUUGAUCUAAGCCUUAUAUCAAAGAGAUUGUGGAUGGAGUAAGGAGCAAAUGCCCUAAGAUACUUGUUCUCUACAUUAACGGAAAUGGUGGCCUCCUUGAGUGUAUGAAAGGAACUAGAGUUGAUGUCAUUGGACUUGAUUGGACUGUAGAUAUGGAACAUGGAAGUGAUUGGGUACUGGGAUUGAUGUGCAAGGAAAUGUAGACCCUGCAUACCUCUUUCUCCACUUUCCACAAUUACUGAAGAAAUUCAAAGAGUUGUCAAGUGCACUGGGUCACGUGAACACAUUCAAAACCUAGGACAUGGCAUUCUGGUUGGGACACCUGAAGCUGCUGUUGCACAUUCCUUUAACGUUGCAAGAAAUUUGAAGUAUGGUGAUUCUUUCCAUGAUAAUAAAGUGGAGGAAUCUAAAUUAGUAGUUUGACAUUUUGAGGGCUUAAUAUGAGCAACAUUUAGCAAUUUUGUUCUAUUUGUUCGUGAGUUAUUUGUUAAACUUCACCUUACCCUGCAACAUAGCUACUCAAUCUCAAUCUGCUUUUACAUGCUUUUGGGGGCCAUGGAUCAACAAGCUGAAAAUUCACUCACUUUUGAAGUGAGUGGUCAAUCUGGAGAAUACCAGAAUUUUUCAUCUUCCUGUAACUGCUGAUACAGCUUCAUUCCAGCUCCUGAAUCUAGGGAGAUGUUAAUUAACUUCUAUGUAAAAUUGCAAUCAUCUUUAAGCAAUGCCAAUGGUUUUAGUAUCUCGCCAUAAGUGGCAUCUAAAUAAUUCAACCAUUCCUCACUUUUGGGACCUACUUUGCUAGGUUGCUAAGCUUUCUCAAAGUUUGUGGAGUUCUUUGUAUGGUGAAACAAUGGAUCUUAAUUAUUGCUUAAGAAACACAUUAUUUUGCU
Messenger RNA from Rubroshorea leprosula, 1804 nucleotides. Lineage: Eukaryota; Viridiplantae; Streptophyta; Magnoliopsida; Malvales; Dipterocarpaceae. The record is from the annotation of a GenBank genome assembly.